AUGACGGAAUCGGACGAAGAGAUUCAAAUCAUCGACGAAUCGGAGCAGCAGGCGGUUGCGGCCGCCCAUCCAAUCGAGCCGUUCGACUCGGAGGUCUACGUCUCGAAACUCAUUGAAUUCAUGGAAUCUACAGAGAAUAACGCCCCGGAAAGGCUCAAAUACUUUGUCGCACAAGUUCGUUCUCACUUUGUUCCCCCCGAAAUGCGCGAUUCAAUUCAGACCUGGGCCCGACCGGCAGAUUCCACGUGUUUCUACUCGGAUUCGUACCCGUUGGACGCCGGCGGCGUAUCAAAACUACCUACGAACAUGAUGAUGCCUGGCGCGAAGCGGAUCGCCGGCACUCAGAGACUUAUGUACGUACCGUCGCCGAUCAUGAAGAAAUCGACUUCGGAGUCUUCGGUGGCCGGCAGUGCUCCGGGAGUUCCGCCAGUGAGAAAAUAUAAGUGUUCGAAUGAAAACAUGAACAUUUUUAGAAGAAAGUUAAAAGGCAAAUGCCGGUGAUCGACGACUCGAUAUACUGUUCCACGGAUCAGCCGUGCAUCGCGUGCGGCGGGGUCUCGCAAUCCGGUAAUCAAGUGCUGGUUUGUAAGCGAUGCAAAGACUGCUUCCACAUGAGAUGCAGUCAGCCGACCGUCUCCGUCGAAGAAGCAUCCGAUCCUAAAUUCGUGUACCACUGCAAAACGUGCCUCGUUUCGAAGAAAGUCGUUAGUGACUUCUUCUCUUCUUCGCCCCUAAUUUUCGUGUUUUCAGAUUGACGGUCAAGGCGGUUCGCGUUCCCGAGUCCCGUCUUUUUCGACGGAAGACGAAAAACCAUGA
Messenger RNA from Caenorhabditis sp. 36 PRJEB53466, 816 nucleotides. The record is from the annotation of a GenBank genome assembly. NCBI's taxonomy places the organism in Eukaryota, Metazoa, Nematoda, Chromadorea, Rhabditida, Rhabditidae.